Protobothrops mucrosquamatus (brown spotted pit viper) is the source of this 650-nucleotide messenger RNA. RefSeq names its product gallinacin-9. Gene Ontology annotation, molecular function: CCR6 chemokine receptor binding. The record is from RefSeq and is a predicted model, not a curated record. Gene Ontology annotation, biological process: innate immune response in mucosa; defense response to Gram-negative bacterium; defense response to Gram-positive bacterium. Lineage: Eukaryota; Metazoa; Chordata; Lepidosauria; Squamata; Viperidae.
UUGACUCAGCUUUCCAUCCUUCCAAGAACUUCAAGCAGCCUAGAGUGUAACACAUCUGGAGAACAUCAGCCUUCAGCCAUGAAGACCCUUUUCCUUUUGUUUGCUGCUCUCUUGUUCUUCAGUCAAAUUAUUCCAGGAAAUUCUCAGCCUGCCCCUGAUACCUUAGUAUGCAGGAGGAGUCAUCAUGGAUUCUGUAAAUAUAACUGCCCUGGGGAGACUUUACCUACUGGAGGGACAUGUCAGUCGGGAAGACUGGUUUGCUGUAAAUCUCCUUGGAAUCAGAGAAGGUGGUAAUCAACUCAGCCAUAGACAAAGCAAGACUUCUGGAUUCUAGAGAAAUACAUGCUGACAUUGGAAAUUGGUGGCUUCAGCUUCAAAGUCAAGAAUAAAGAGUUAUUUGUUUGGACUACAAAACAGACAUAAUGUUCUGCAAAUAAAUUCACACUCCUGUCCACCCUUUCCUCUCCUUUUACAUUUAUUCAUUUUUUUGACUUAAGGGGAAGUUUCAGAAACGAUUAAAUAAAUCAGUUAGAGUUCUCUGCAUAGAAAUUUGGAAAUAAAAGUUAAUCCCAAAUUAAGAAAUAAUAGGUAAAUUUUAGAAAUAGGCUGUAAUGUCAAAAGAUAACAGAUUAUGGAUAUUUUAAACAAAG